Molecule: messenger RNA, 6072 nt
Organism: Penicillium manginii
Lineage: Eukaryota; Fungi; Ascomycota; Eurotiomycetes; Eurotiales; Aspergillaceae
Product: putative SNF2 family helicase
Exons: 5
Molecular function (GO): ATP binding; ATP-dependent chromatin remodeler activity; methyltransferase activity
Source: RefSeq, a predicted model, not a curated record
AUCUCGAGAAUUUGCAAAGAAGGAAAUACACAGAGUCUCUUGCUAGAUUUCCUAGCCAUCGAACUCAAACCUAAAAUGGCCCAGCGAAGAGGAAUUAAGUCUCCGGAGGAACUGAGAGGGUCAUCCACUUCGGACAAAAAAUACUUUGACUACGAUCGGCCUCCCCUGUUUCGCCUCGAGGACAUCUUCGUAGACUUGACUGGAAAUGCAUUGUCGGCAGAUCUUGGCAAGGCCUUGAGAUUCCUGAAGGAUCGGCCCUUGCGUGUUGCAACCGUGUGUUCGGGCACCGAGAGCCCACUGCUGGCCAUGAACAUGGUCAAGAAAGGCGAGUAUCAAAAUAUCCCUCAAAACAUUGUUCCAUGCCUUGGAUAUAUACAAAAAUUCGAGCAUGUCUUCAGUUGUGAGAUUGUUCCGUACCGACAAGCAUACAUUGAACGAACCUGCCGUCCUCCACUCCUCUUCCGGGAUGUCCAAGAUCUAAAUGGGAAUCGGGCGCACACGGCCUAUGGAGUACUUGCGGACGUACCCGGCAACAUUGAUCUUCUGAUCGCUGGUACAUCAUGCGUGGACCUCUCGGUUCUGAACAGCAAGCCACAGCCACUUGCCCAAAACGGCAGAGGCGAGUCGUCCCAAACAUUCUUUGGCCUCUUAGGCUACGUGAAAUCCCACAAACCUUCGGUUUUGAUUCUGGAGAAUGUGAAAGCCGACAAGGUCAAUUGGGAGACUAUGGUGGCCCACUACAAUGAUGCCGGUUAUGCAACAGAGAUCAUCGAUGUUGACACGAAGAACUUCUACCUGCCACAAACACGCCAGCGGAGAUACAUGGUUUGCAUCCGAGGAGAGAAUGGACCCAAGAAGAAGAUUCAACAGAGUUUGAUCCAGGUCAAGGCCAUGGUCAACAGUCUGCAGCGACCAGCAAGUUGCCCGGCCGGAUUCUUUUUGCUUGACGAGAACAGCAAACAGAUGAACCAAAUCGUCAACGAUCGCGAUAUUGUGAUGAAAAAGAACCGUAUGGUCACAUGGACCGAAGCGCAAAAGUUGCACCGAACACAGCGUGAGGUGUUCAAUCUUGGCCAGCAAAAGCCAAUCAGCCAGCCUGGAUCAAAAGCGGAUGCCUUGAAAGGACCCGAAUUCUACAUGCACAAGUGGUUCAAUCCACGAACUGAACGGGAAAAAGAUCUUCUCGACAUCAUAUAUCUGAAAGGAUUGAAAGGGAAGGAUGACAGCGCGUUUGACAUCAACUACAAGGAAAGAUGGAUCGAUAUCUCCCAAGCUGUGGAUCGAGCAAAAACGGCGACUAAAGGAUUCGGUAAUGUGGGAUGUGUAACACCGAAAGGCAUUCAUUUCUGUUCUUCCCGCGGCGGUCCACUUACAGGACAAGAGGCGCUUGCAAUGCAAGGACUGCCGCUUUCGCGAAUGAUUUUCACUCGGGAGACACAAGACGAGCUCCAGCAGCUGGCUGGAAAUGCAAUGACUUCAACUGUUGUAUGCGCAGUCGUGCUGGCGACGCUCACCCAUGGCUUUAAAUUUUUGAUCCAGGGGCCAAUUGCCGACCAUCGAGAGAGCGAGAAGGCGAAUGCCCUCGAUUUUGAGGCAGAGCUCCAAAAGGCAAAAUUUGAAGGCGAGGAUUUGUCUUCCGAUAGAGUUGCAGAGCCCAUGGAACAGAUCCGUAAUCUGUGCAAUGAUAUCGAAAGGCUCCAGAAAUGGGCAAGUGACAGUUCACGAUACUGCUAUUGUGAAAAGCAAUCCGAGACCCAGUCGAAAAUCUUCAUGUGCACUCUUUGUGGACACACGGCAUGCGACUCCUGCAACAGAGAUCCCCCUCAUGGCCCAACGAGAAUGGCCUCGAUACAGCGCCUUGAACCACUCGAAUUCAUCAAGAACUUGCGGAUAGAUCUGCCGAUGAGAUUGAGCUUCGAGGGGCUUGAUGGAAACAUGUUUGAUCAACUUCUCGAACCAACCCUAAAUGAGCACGACAGUAUUGACGUCAAAGUCGAAGACAGCGGAGAAGAAACCAGGAAAGUAAUCUCCGGCAGAAAGACAAAAAGUGGCAAGGUUAUCAGCAAAAGGUCAAACAAAAAGAAAGCCACCAUCGGAAAGACUGCCGGCAGGAAGACUAGAAAGAAAAGCCCCGCAUCCAGGAAUACCACUGCCAGUGGAAGUGGCGCCGGAUAUUCCACCGUCCAGAAUGCUUCUAGUACCGGAAGUAACAACAUGAUCCUCAGUUCCGAUGAUUGCCAAAGAUACAGAAGUGUGAUUGAAGCUGCUGUCGCAGACAUCGUUCACUUUGUUGAAAUUAAGCGCGCGGAAGCCUGGACGUCGAUCCAGUGGCUUUUCUUCGCCAAGCCUCCGCCUGAUUAUCCUGCUCGAUGCUUGCUCCGAGAAAUAUUUGCGAAGCCAAUUGCCAAAAUGACGCCAAGCUCAACGCUUCUAGAAGGUCGGUGGAAAAUCAGCGAGCCAAUCAGUACCCAAUUGUCAGUCAAUAUCCGGGGCAUAAACAGCGGGCAGAGCCACCAGAUUCCAGCAUAUCCUGCUCGGUGUGGAAUCUCCCACGAAUCCAUUGCGAAAAAGAAGGUUUGGAAAAGGAUGUCGGUAGAACUGGGCAACAAUGGGAAUCUGGAGUGUGAUCUCAAUGGCAACUACGAACUAUUGCCCAACUGCGGCACGGCCUUUGGCUGUCUUUACAAGAAGGAAGAGACCGAGGCGAGAGCAGAUGGAGACGAGGAUAGAUCUAUCUUCCUCUUCUUUGACCCCCAGAAAUGCAGCGACGUUCGGCAUGAUUCCUUUGUAUUUUCAUUCGAGCAUGAUCGCAUUGCUGGAUAUGCGCCUCGCGUUACAAUCGCCGAAUUAUCUCAUGAGUGGAGAUCGGAGCAUGUCACCAAGGCCAGCAAACCCGUCGACCUUUUCUAUCGAUCAUGGCAAGCUGAGACAAGGGUUAAGCUAAUCAAAGUGGCGGAGUCCGAAAUCCAAUGUCAACCGCUGAUCCCCCUGCCGACUGUGAGCUUUGGUGGUGAAACCAGCCAUGUUUACAACCGCCUACUGGUUGCUAGUGGUCCCGCGACAAUUCUAGACCUUCCUCAUCAGCAUUAUGCAGCCUGGAAACAUCAUGACAUUGAAAGGUUCCCUGAUAUGGUGAAGGAAAUCGCCUGGGCCUUUGAAAGAGUCUCGCUGCAGAUGGGGCUUGAGGGGUGGCAAGAUGUCGAAGUCGAUGGCCAUAUUGAAGAAAAACUCACAACAAUCUGCGAAGUUUGCCAUCCUCAAAUCCCAGAUCCUGGAAACAAUCAAGAAGCCAUUGCAUACGAGCGUUUCGUGAAGACAAAGUGGCCAAAGUGGAUUGUUCGAACUUGUGAUCUCCAUGAUGACAAACGGACACUCCAAUUCGCACUCAACAUUCGGGCCAUGGCUCACACUGCCUGCCAAAACAUGCUUGACCUGCUGAAAGGGAGGAUUCCCCAGAUCAGCUGGCGGCUCGAGUCAAACCACUUCGAUGUGGGCAGGAAGUAUCAUGGGAAGUUUCGGCUCAAGGAUACUAACGAGGUCUCUCCUCGAAUGGGUCUACCAGCCUUUCUUCGCGAGGAGCAACAGAGAUCGUUAGAUUGGAUGAUUGGCCAAGAAAAGUCCGAUAUUGAACCAUUCAUCGAGAUGGAAGUGGAUGAAGCCCCAUUGCCCGCGUUGGCCUGGCGUGCUGAAGUCAAAGUUACCACCGAGUCCGUUAUUCGAGGCGGUCUCUGCGCUGAUGAAGUCGGGUUCGGCAAGACAGCGCUCAUGCUUGCCUUGAUAUACAGUCAGUGGGGAAAUGGCUGGAAUGAGAAUAUUCCUGCAGAGGCUGGGCUGGAAAAACACGAAGGAACUAUCAUUAUCGCCCCAUCGAACAUUAUCGAGCAGUGGUUAGAAGAGACCGACAAAUUUCUCACGAAGGGCUAUCGGAAGAGCAAUCUCGUUGAUAUCAAAAGCGUUGCUGAUUUCAAAAGGCUCGAGAAUCAAGCGAGGGAAGAUAAUCGGAUUGAACGGGCCAGGAUUGUUCUUGUGAAUGUCAAUAUGCUGCACGAGUGUGUCCACGCUUUGAAAAAAUACAAGUGGGCUCGACUUGUCAUCGACGAGUACCAUCUUCUCUGGGAUAAGAAGAAACUUUCCCCAGUUGAACCUAUACUUUCUUUGAAUGCCUACUCGAAAUGGAUUUUGUCAGGAACCCCUCCGCUUGAGGACUUUGCCGAUGUCAAGACAAUCGCGACGCUUCUUGGGGCACACCUGGGCAUUGACAACGACGGUGACCUCAAAUCAACCAACAAGCGAUUGGCUGGUAACCGGAGACAGUAUUCCGACUUGCAAAAGCUUGAGAUAUUUGAUCAAGCUCGCAGCGAGACCUGGUACAAGAACCGACGCAGUCAUGCCCAAGAGUUUCUCAAUCGGUUUGCGCGCCAGAACCACACCGAACAGAAAAUCCCAUGCGAUAUCUACUAUGAUGGAUUCCAUCAAUCUGAGGAUGAACAACAUGUGUAUCUGCUCCUAGAAAGACACCUGAGAGAGCAUGGCAAUCUCAAUAUCCGCGAGAAAAGCAAACUGGUUGGACCCGGUCUACGAAGUUGCUUGAACGAGCUCAUCUCCAGUUCAGGGGCAUACGAGCAUUCGCUUUUGCUUUGCUCUCUCUCAGCCACGUACACAAGCUCGCCUUACAGGAUUGAGAUCUGCGACGACAGAAUCAAAGAGCUGAAUGCAAGAUUGAAGAGCAAUUGGCAGAAAUUGCAGUCGAAGUGCGCGAGCAUGAUGACAAAGUACGACGGACGUUUCAAUGAAUUUUCCAAGUUGCUGAAGGAGAAAUUGCUAGAUAAAGAUGGAUUCCACGGGUUUGGAGACCCUGAUAUCCCAAUCCACGUGGCUGGAAUCCUUGGAAGUCUGCUGAAGAAAACCCACCAGCUCGAAUGUGCAAGCACUCUCAUGGCGAUGGACGAGGAUGGGGAAGAGCUGGAGGAGAAUACAGGCAGUGAAGAGAAUGAACGAAUCGGUCAUGCAGACGAGGAAAAAGAGGGAUUAAACAUGGAAGAACAAGAAAAACGCUCGGAAGAUGAUGAGGGAGACUAUGAGCCAGAACUAAUUGAGGAUGAUCCGGAAGAAGAUGAGGAGAACGAAGAAGACUCUGAAGAAGAUUUCCACGACGACGAGCAGAAUGUUUCUCAUAUGGACUUUCCGGCGCAAGUCAUCGAUCAAGUCGUGCGUCGCUUUGAGCAUUUGGCCAAGAUCAACCAAGAUCUCCGAUUCUGGAACGCAGCCAAACGGCUACACCCAGAUACAGGUAAUAAAGACAAGGAAACCUGCUCAUCUUGCUUGAAAAAGAUUGCCAAACCAGCAAUCACCAUCUUGCGACCAUGUGGACAUACGUUUUGUAAGAAGUGCUUGGGUGAAAUCCAAGAUGAAUCAUGCCGGGUAGAUCGAUGCUCGGGGAGGACAGCACUAUCCGACCAGUUUCGACAGGAGGACUUCGGCAAAGACAAUAACGACGAAAAAGCCAUAUCGAAGCAUAGUUCGAAGCUGCAAGAGCUCAUUCGAAUCAUCAAGGAAACCCCCCCGGAUGAUCAGGUGUUGGUGUUCUGUCAAUACCGACCCAUGUUCAAGAUGAUCGAAAGCUCGUUCGAGAACGCAGGAAUAGGGUGUAUUUGUCCAGAGCAAGACAAAGUUGACACAGCGAUUGAGCAAUUCAAAAAGAAACAGGGUCAAGAAAGGAACUCUAGACCCAAAAAAGUUCUCAUUUUGCAUCUUGGGGGUGAGGACAUGGCCGGGCAAAAUCUUCAGUGCGCGAACCAUGUUAUUUUUGUCAAUCCACGCCUGGCGGAAUCCCACGACCAGUGGAAAGACGAUAUGGAACAAGCUAUCGGUCGUGUCCGUCGUCCCGGGCAGCCGAAGCAAGUCUACGUCCAUCACUUGAUUGCAGAAAAAACGGCAGAUGUAACUGCAAUCGAGAAGUGGGAAGGACACGUCGUGCGCCGACGGGACCCCAUCAUCGCGCCAGUGAAGAGGGAUAGGGACGAAUGGUUGGGAGGAACGAAUGAGCGGCGUCUCCGCCGAAAAAUCGAAUAA